Phragmites australis (common reed) is the source of this 3763-nucleotide messenger RNA. Its product is annotated as LEAF RUST 10 DISEASE-RESISTANCE LOCUS RECEPTOR-LIKE PROTEIN KINASE-like 1.2. Gene Ontology annotation, biological process: protein phosphorylation. Gene Ontology annotation, molecular function: ATP binding; polysaccharide binding; protein kinase activity. The transcript has 5 exons. Lineage: Eukaryota; Viridiplantae; Streptophyta; Magnoliopsida; Poales; Poaceae. The record is from RefSeq and is a predicted model, not a curated record. The coding region runs from base 1305 to 3317 and encodes 670 amino acids.
CGGUCUCUCUGUUACAAACGUAUUUACUUUUUUUUCUUACGUAACUUCACAGACAGACGCGCAAAUUUGCAUUGCGUCAUGUCAAAGUACGAGUAUAUUACAGUACUGUAUUACUGUACCACUUGGGAUUUUACAUUGACAUGCAUGCGUACCUUGUAAUAGGAUCAAACAAAAUUAUUGUUUUGCCUCAGCUUAGAGUUUAUUUGGUUGGACUUAUAUUUUUUCAAAAACUAAUUUUAAAAGUUGUUGUUGAAAAGCUAUUUAUAGAAAAGUUGUUUUUAAAUUACCUUUUUAAUACGUAUGAAAUAUACAAUAUAUAUAAUACAUCUCAUAACAUCAUCUUUCAUAAGCUAAAAAAUUCCUCAAAACUAGCUUCUGACUUCAAAUAAUAACAACUUUUGCUUAUCCGAAGUUAUUUCUAAAAACAUAUUGUUUUGUUCAAUUUUCUGCUUCAGAAUAGCAAAAACCAACUGAAACUAAACCAAAGGUACCUUAGUCCAGUAGCAUUCUCCCGUUUGCUUUUUUGCUCCUCUACUUUGUUUGUAGCUCAGGUGGCAAGGUACCAGAAUGGUACCGAGCCGGCCGGGAUUUGAACCCUAGUCUCACAUCUUGUUCGCGGCUUGCUCGGUGACGGGACUGGCUAUCUGCUGGACUGUACCGACUUACUAGAACACUAGAAAACUCAAGUUUCUUCCAAUUUUGGUCUCUUCCUGCUCCAUCUGUUUCCAGGUCACUCGGUCGGCGGCAGUGGUUUCUGUCUUUCUGAUCCUUGCGGAGCGCAGCCAUGUGACUGAGUUGACCACUAGUCUUAAUUGGUGGGCAGCUAUGGUCACCAAACCAAGCAUAGGAUACAUUUCUUGCUGACAAAGUCGCAGUGAAAAACGGUGGCCGUCGUCGAUUCUGACCUAGUUUAUUGUGGCACAACGGCAAAUUUUAUUCAGAGUUUCAGACUAGUGACGCGAGCGAACCGAGUUCGAUGCUCAUCAGCUCAUCUUGUUCACAUAAGCCAUCUACAAGACAGCAAGAGGCGCCUCAACUGUUUGACUUUGGCCUCACUGUACCAGAAAUUUCUUCUGCUUGAGCCGCCAAGGAAGGAGAAAGAUAUUUGAAUCCAUUGGAAUGGAUCAACAUCCGUGCACCAUGUUCUGUUUCCUCUGCUCAGCCAUCCUCUCUUGACCUUGACAAUGCCACAAAUGGACCAUGACCACUGCAAUGUCUGAACCACCAUCUUAAGUACCACACACUCGUCUAGUAUUUCUGAUCAUUCAUAUACCUCUCUCCUCUCUACGUCUCUCCCCAUUGCAAUGGUUCAUCAAGUAAUGGCGCCUUCAGAGCAAAUGCGUUGCCUGCAUUUAGCACCACUGCUCUUCAUCAUUCUUCUCUCAUCAGUGCCACCCUGCAAGCCACAAUCUGAUCCCUACUUCCGGUACAGCAACUGCACCCCGACACCGUACCAGUGCGGAUCAGUCAAGUUCGACGUCGGUUACCCGUUCUCGGUGACCGGCGUGAACCGGCCGGACUACUGCUCGUUCCCUGGGUACAGCCUCUCCUGCACAAACGACAAGCUGGUGAUCGACGAGAAUUCCACCGGGUUCCAGGUCACGAGCGUCGACUACGACAACCACCUCCUCACCGUCAUCGACCAGAGCCUAGCCGAACAGACGUGCCUGCAGCCCUACCGGAACACCACCAUCAACGACACCAUGUUCAUGUACACCGACCGUGACCAGUUCCUGACGGUGUACAUCAACUGCAGCGCCACAUCAUCGUCGAUUCCUUUUGCGUAUGAUAUAUUCUCGUGCUUGUCUGGGGGGCGAUCCUACUAUACGCUGGAUAAUGGCACGUUGGCGCCGGAUGUGAUGGGAUCAUGUACCUCAACUCUGGUGACUCCGUACAACUCAACGAUGGCGGGCUCACUGGCUGCCGGGAAUUCCAGCCUUGGGGAUGCGAUAAAAGGCGGUUUCGCGGUGAAGUGGAAGGCGGGUACGGGGUGGUGUGGAGACUGUCGGUAUUCCGGAGGGAUCUGCGGAUAUAAUGGUAGCUAUCCUAGUGAUCAAACAUGUUUCUGCCCUGAUGGCCCAUCUAUUGGGUCGUGUUCUUCAGGGCUGAAGAAAUCCAGUAAAAAAGCAAUUGCUAUAGGAACCUCCGUAGCUGCCGGGGUUUUCUUCUUGCUUCUCGUGGUCGUGUCGUUCUUGUACAUCCGUAAGACAAGACAGUACAAGAUGACCUCGUCCUCCAGGCUCCUCAAAUACACUGCAUCUGGCGACACGCCGCGUUCCAAAUGGAACUGUGACAUGGAGAUGGAGUCCGGCAGUGUCCAUAGCCCACAAAGGCACCACUUCACAUAUGAGGAGCUGGAGGAGGCAACGGAAGGCUUCAGUAGCACAAGAGAGAUCGGCGAUGGCGGCUUCGGCACCGUGUACAAAGGGCAUCUCCGAGAUGGGCGCGUCGUGGCCGUGAAGCGCCUUUACAACAACAGCUGCCGGCACGUGGAGCAGUUCCUGAACGAGGCGGCCAUCAUCUCCCGGCUGCGCCACCCGAACCUCGUCAUGUUCUACGGCUGCACGUCCAGCCGCAGCCGCGAGCUCGUGCUGGUGUACGAGUUCGUGCCCAACGGCACGGUUGCGGACCACCUCCACGGCCACCGCGCGCCGGAGCGCGCACUGACGUGGCCGCUCCGCCUGAACAUUGCCGUUGAGGCGGCCGCGGCGCUCGCGUACCUCCACGCCGUCGAGCCGCCGAUCGUGCACCGCGACGUCAAGACCAACAACAUCCUCCUCGAUGCCGACUUCCACGUCAAGGUCGCCGACUUCGGGCUGUCCCGCCUCUUCCCGCUCGACGUCACUCACGUCUCCACCGCCCCGCAGGGCACCCCAGGGUACGUGGAUCCAGAGUACCACCAGUGCUACCAGCUCACCGACAAGAGCGACGUGUACAGCUUCGGCGUCGUCCUGGUGGAACUCGUCUCAUCGAAACCCGCCGUGGACGUCACCCGUGACCGCAACGAGAUCAACCUGGCCGGCAUGGCCGUCAACAAGAUCCAGCGUGGCCAGCUCGACGAGCUGGUAGACCUCAAGCUCAGGUACGGCUCCGACGAGGCGACGAGGAAGGCAAUGACGAUGGUCGCCGAGCUGGCGUUCCGGUGCCUGCAGCAGAACGGCGAGAUGCGGCCACCGAUCAGGGAGGUGCUCGACGCCCUUAGGAGCAUACAGGAGGACGGGUCCAAGAAGAAAGACCCGCUCCUCGCGCCCCGCUCCCCUGACACCGUCCAUGCUCCGUGGGACAGCAUGAGUACAACGGCCAGCAUUAGCCAGUGAGUACCUGCUCUCUAGCAGGGAUCAGAUCCAUGGAAGUUUUGGGAUUUUGGCCGCUUGUUGAUGUAAAUUAUGCUGGUCUUGAAUUUUUUGAAACUGGUAGAAUGUACAUAUGAGCAGUGAUCGUGUCUGAUACUGCGGCAGCUGGUAACGCUCGUGGUACAAGUUUUUUUUUUUUUUUUUUUUUGAGGAACUGCGCGUGGUACAAGUAAUUACUGGGGAAAGUUUCCUUUCUCAGUGUCCGAGCCCGGCUUUUAAACGGUGUAGUUGUCAAGAUAUACUUGUGGGCCAUAUAGCUGUCAAAACAAAAACAAACCGGGGCAACAUACAGUUUUGAGUUGUGACCCAUCUAAUUAGGCCCAUCCAACCAGCAUAACUACUAUUCCUCAAGAACUUACUGGGCUUGAUGCGAUGAUGACAAUGGUCGCCGAGCUGGCGUUCCAGGACCA